Messenger RNA from Macadamia integrifolia, 3715 nucleotides. RefSeq lists its product as uncharacterized. The transcript is spliced from 8 exons. The coding region runs from base 499 to 3480 and encodes 993 amino acids. Lineage: Eukaryota; Viridiplantae; Streptophyta; Magnoliopsida; Proteales; Proteaceae. The record is from RefSeq and is a predicted model, not a curated record.
AAAAAAAUUUCACACUAUCAUCUUCAUCAGCUGUCGUCCUAUCUAAGGGUAGUAACUGGCCAGGUUGGUUUCUUCUCGGUCAAAAAAUAUCAGUUUUUCUGUGGUUGCAGAGACUAAGAACACUAGAAACGGCUUCUGCGUUUGUAACCAGAAACUCUCCCAACACUAAGAGGCAACUGGGCAUGAAUCGAUGAGCUGAAUGAGCGGUUUUACGUUAUAAAUUCCUGAAUUGACUCCUCUAUUUUGUCCUCCCUCGUUCGUUUAUUCUUUGAAUGAUCUCCAUCGUUUCUCUCCCUUCUUUCGCAUUAAAUUCUUUGGGUUUUCCUGGAUUUCCUUAUUUUGGAUUCAGAGAGAGAACAGCAUAGAUGGAAAGUGAAGUUUUUCCUCUGUCUCAUCCUUCAUCGCUUUUUUGGAUUGGAAUGGAUUCAUUCCUGUUAGAUUGGUCUGUUCCAGGCAAGGUUGAAUCGAAGAAGAAGUAAAGAAAAAGGGGGAAAAAAUAUGGCGUCUUCCCAAGUCCAAAUGGCUUCUGCCCAUUUCGGCUGUGUUUUCAGGGAUCACAAUUGGCGUCACAGAGACAAAGAAAGAGAAAACAAAGACAACGUUCGAGCCCAGCCGCACGUGUCGUUUGAGAAGAACCUCAAGGUCUUGGUGAGGGAUCACCUUCACUCCCGCAUUGCCCAAUCUGGUUCCAGAGAUUCUGUCUCUGCUUCUGCUGAAAAUUCUGAGAAUCAGGUUGACAAUCGGGAGAAGAACGGCGACAAUUUUAGGCCCCUCAGCAGAAGGAGUGAAGAAGCGCAGGUUCAGGAUGAAUCUUCACCUUCGUCAAGGAAGCAAUCGCGGGUAGUUGACCGGUGGGCUACCCGUAAGGCACGGGAGAUGAGCACCACCACGGAGAGGCAGACUUAUGAGGCAGAACUCAUGGCCCUGUCCAAUUCUCACCCUGUUUCGACGGUGGCAUCGACGUUCCUGGGAGAGAGCCCCCGAGCCAUAGAGAGCCCUUGUGCUCCGUCGGAGACCUCCGCUGAUCUUCCCAAUCUGCACGCUUCUUCCCUUGUUCAAAUGUGGAAAGAAUUUGAGGCAGAAUCCAAGCUGAUAUCAGGAAACCACGACAGCUUCAAAUCAAAUUCAACGAUUAGCAGUGGUGAUAGGCUUAAUUCAGGAACCAGCAAUAUUGAUAGUGCGUCCUCGGAUGAAGACCCAUCACCACGCUCUGAGGUUUGCGAUUCUGGAGACGAAAGAUAUGAGACUCCGAUGGCACACGAAGAUUCAUUUACGGACUGGGGGUCAGAACAGAACACUCCAAGCGAACGGCUUUUGUCAUCGCAGGUGCAGCGAGUUUCGAAUGUUGGAGAAAGCGAGAGACUCGGAGUGGCAGAUAUCAUUAGAAGACUGACAUCAGGGAAACCAAUAAAAAUGGAAAACUCUUCGAUCGAUGAAACUGAUCGGGAGCAGCCUGUGGUGAUUGACCCUGUACCCGAACACAGAGGAAAACAGAGGGUGAGCUUCGUCAAUGUUGGCAAGAGCCCCCGUGUGAGAGGCCGGCAAGCGAUGAUGGAUUUGCUUGUGCAAUUAGAACGCGAAAGGCAGAGAGAGCUCAAUGAACUGGUGGAACGGAGGGUGGUAUCGCGAUUCCCACAACGGGGACGCAUCCAAUCAAUGCUUAAGCUCAGAUUCCUAAAAGGGGUAGUUGUAUCUCAAGAUCAACAGCGUCCACCUUUUGCGGCAUCUAAACCGGGUAGAUUACAACAAGGAACUAGCAUAUUGGCAUUAAGGCAGAAAUUCAGUCCUAAACAAGAUGCUGGAGAGGUCCAUGGUGAAGAAUCUGGAGAUAACUCCAACUCUCACACACAGCUACUGAAUAACACCACAGAUUCAGAACAUUCUGGUACUUCCAAUCAGCUCAUGAAUGAAGAAGUUCAUCAGCAGGAAACUAGAAUUGAGCAAGAAAACACACGCCCAGUGCACCACUCAAUGCCUUCUUCUAGUGAAAAUUUUCAAGAAGAAGGUCAGAGUUCAGAUCGUGCAUGGGAAGGAAAAAGCUUAGUGGUUAGUGAUCUUCUCCACAAAGGAAGUAUAAAAACUGCAACAGUCUCACAUGAUUCAGAAGGGAGUGACAUAACGGAAGAACCAGAGCCAAAUACCCAACAAUUUGGUGGAUCCACUGAUGGAACCUGGCUAGGUGAUGUUUCACAACCCCGUAGAGAUUGGAGAGGUUCAGUGCAAUCAUGGUGCCAAGACUUGCUUUCGAAUAAUUCAGAAGAUGGGAAUGUAGCGACUGAUGAACCAGAACCAGGCACACAGGAGCUUGUAGGAUCCGCAGAUGGAACUUGGCUUGGUGAUGUUUCUUACUCAGAAAGAGAUUGGAGACAUUCUAGGCAAGCAUGGUACGGGGAUGUGCUUGAUGAUAACUCUGAAGACAGGGAGAGGAAUGUAGCAAUUACAGAACAAGAAUCUGAUAUGCAGCAGCUUGCAGGAUCCACUGAUGAAACCUGGCUAGCUGAUGGUGCUCACCCACAAACAUACUGGGGAGGGCAGUCAUGGUACCAGAAUGUGCUUGAGAAUAAUUCAGAAGAUGAAGGGAAUGAAGUAACGGAUAAACCAGAUCCUGAUACUGAGCAGCUUGAAGGAUCCAUUGAUGGAACCUGGCUAGGUAAUGUUUCUCGCCCACCAAGAGAUUGGAGGCGUUCCAGGCAAGAAUGGUGCCAAGAAAUGCUUGAGAACAGUUCAGAAAAUGGGGAAAUUCGAGAGCUGCUUCAGAGAAGAAGUGUAUCAAAUUUCCUUGCCAGCGACUUGAAGGAGACAAUCGAGUCUUCCUUACAAAGACAAAGUCAUCAGCCAGAAACUGUAGGAGGAGAAGAGCAUCAUUUUGAGCAUCCAUAUCUGGGAGCAAGUGAUGCUUCUUAUCAUUUUGCAUCUACAUCAUCAUCAUUUAACCUACCUUCUUCUACUUCAUACAACCUACCUUUACCAUCUCAGCUGAGAACGCAGAAUUGGUAUCAAGAUCAUGAAGUCAUUGAUAAUUCUGAUCGAGUUGCAUCGACAUCGUUACAAUCAGUCCCAUAUCACUGCCAAGACAAUCUGCAGUCUGCUGUAAAUCAUCCUUCUCUUGAAAUGGAUCUCAUAUCUGAUUUGAGAGGGCAUAUGCUACAGCUUCAUAAUGAGAUAUCUGAACUGCGAAAAUCAAUGGAGAGCUGCACGGAUAUGCAGAAUAAGUUACACCACUCCAUCAAGAAGGAGGUCUCUGCUGCCGUUUAUCAUUCAGUUCAUGGAGGAGAGGGAACAGAACUGUUCAAUUGGCUACCAAUAAAAAAAGGCAAGUGUUGUAUCUGCUAUGAAAUGCAAGUUGACUCACUUUUGUAUAGAUGUGGGCACAUGUGCACCUGUUUCAAGUGUGCCCAUGAGUUGCAGUGGAGUAGUGGGAGAUGUCCGAUAUGCCGAGCUCCAAUAUUGGACGUUGUUCGGGCAUACGCCAACUCCUAGAUUGAUGGAGAAACAGGUCCAUGGUCUGGAGGACCUUAUCUUUUUUGACAAAAAUUGACUUGAUUUAAUCCGAGUUAGACAAUGGAUGUUGAUUUGUUAAGCAGCCAGUUUAACACAUCAAGAUAUGUUUAAUGCUGGCUGUUGUUAUUUAUCAUAUGUACAGUGCGGAAUAUUGUACAUCCAGGAAAGAACUUCUCCCUCUGAAAGCAAUUACAUACUGGAGUUUGAGAAUAAA